GCGCGGCAGCGGCAGCGGAGGCCUUUUGGUUCUGCAGCACGUGACGGUCGGGCCGCCUCCGCCGCUGUCUUCACUGCAGCGCGGGGCCAGGUGUGCGGGUGGGAGAAGGCGCAGGCACUGCCGGUGGUCCCCGGGAGGCUCGAGAUCAUGGAAGGGAAGUGGUUAUUAUGUAUGUUUCUGGUCCUUGGAGCUACUGUUGUUCAGGCUCAUGAUGGGCAUGAAGAUGAUAUGAUUGAUAUUGAGGAUGACCUUGAUGAUGUCAUUGAAGAGGUAGAAGACUCAAAAUCAGAUACCAGUAUGCCUCCAUCUCCAAAGGUCACCUACAAAGCUCCAGUUCCAACAGGAGAAGUUUAUUUUGCUGAUUCCUUUGACAGAGGCUCUCUGUCAGGGUGGAUAUUAUCCAAAGCCAAGAAAGAUGACACUGAUGAUGAAAUUGCCAAAUAUGAUGGAAAGUGGGAGGUAGAUGAAAUGAAGGAAACAAAGCUUCCGGGUGAUAAAGGACUUGUAUUGAUGUCUCGAGCCAAGCACCAUGCCAUCUCUGCUAAAUUGAGCAAACCCUUCCUAUUUGAUACCAAGCCUCUCAUUGUUCAGUAUGAGGUUAAUUUCCAAAAUGGAAUAGAAUGUGGAGGUGCUUAUGUGAAACUGCUUUCCAAAACACCAGAACUCAACUUGGAUCAGUUCCACGACAAGACCCCCUAUACAAUUAUGUUUGGUCCAGAUAAAUGUGGAGAGGAUUAUAAAUUACACUUCAUCUUUCGCCACAAAAACCCUAAGACGGGUGUAUAUGAAGAAAAGCACGCUAAGAGACCAGAUGCAGAUCUGAAGACCUAUUUUACUGAUAAGAAAACACAUCUUUAUACAUUAAUCUUGAAUCCAGAUAAUAGUUUUGAAAUACUAGUUGAUCAGUCUGUUGUGAAUAGUGGAAAUCUGCUGAAUGACAUGACUCCGUCUGUAAAUCCUUCACGAGAAAUUGAGGACCCAGAAGACCGGAAACCUGAGGACUGGGAUGAAAGACCCAAAAUCCCAGAUCCUGAUGCUGUGAAGCCAGAUGACUGGGAUGAAGAUGCCCCUGCUAAAAUACCAGAUGAAGAGGCCACAAAACCUGAAGGGUGGUUAGAUGAUGAGCCUGAAUAUAUACCUGAUCCAGAUGCAGAGAAACCAGAGGAUUGGGAUGAGGACAUGGAUGGAGAAUGGGAGGCUCCUCAGAUUGCCAACCCUAAAUGUGAGUCGGCCUCUGGGUGUGGUGUCUGGCAGCGACCAAUGAUUGACAACCCCAAUUAUAAGGGCAAAUGGAAGCCUCCCAUGAUUGAUAAUCCUAACUACCAGGGAAUCUGGAAACCUCGGAAAAUACCAAAUCCUGAUUUCUUUGAAGAUCUGGAGCCUUUCAAAAUGACUCCUUUUAGUGCUAUUGGUUUGGAGCUGUGGUCCAUGACUUCUGACAUUUUUUUUGACAACUUCAUCAUUAGUGGGGAUCGAAGAGUAGUUGAUGAUUGGGCCAAUGAUGGAUGGGGCCUGAAGAAAGCAGCCGACGGAGCUGCUGAGCCAGGUGUAGUGGGGCAGAUGCUUGAGGCAGCUGAGGAGCGCCCAUGGCUCUGGGUGGUCUACAUUUUGACUGUAGCUCUUCCUGUGUUCCUUGUCAUCCUCUUCUGCUGUUCUGGAAAGAAACAGUCCAGUGCUAUGGAGUACAAGAAGACUGAUGCUCCUCAACCAGAUGUGAAAGAAGAAGAGAAGGAGGAGGAGAAGGAAAAAGGAGAUGAAGAGGAGGAAGGUGAAGAGAAACUUGAAGAAAAACAAAAAAGUGAUGCUGAAGAAGAUGGGGGCACUGUCAGUCAAGAGGAGGAAGAUAGAAAACCUAAAGCAGAGGUAAAAGAGGAUGAAAUUUUGAACAGAUCGCCAAGAAACAGAAAGCCACGAAGAGAGUGAACCAAUCUUAAGAACUUGAUAUGUGAUUUUUCUCUCCCUCCCCUUCCCUUGCAAGUGUGGUCCUAGGAGAGGACCUGGCAUACCUUAGGUUGAAACUCAGAAAACCUCAAGACAUCACCAUCAACAGGUUCCAACCGAACACUAGUUCAUGUAAUUUUAAACAUCUAGCAGUAAAUACUUGCAGUUGUGACAUAAAGGACCCUGUUUCUGUAGAAAAGAAAACAUUUAACAUAAUGGUUGUGAAAUGUAACAUGAAGCAACUAACUUGUAUUUUUUUGUUUGUUUUGUUUUAAAACAGCUUUUUAAAAAUAGAAUGAUAGAACUUUGUCAGUCUAAAAUGUUGGCUUAAUUUAAUAUAUUAAUUUGUCCAUUUAGAAAUAACACCAACAUUUAGAAAUGCUAUGGGGAUGGAUUGCAUUUUUUUGUAACAAAAAAAUUUUUUUUUUAAAGUUUGGUAUUAUAAAACAUUCAAGUGUCUCUGUCCCUUAAAAUUGAUAAUCAUGUUUGAAGUGCAGUCAUUUGUGGUUAUAAUUUUGUUUUGCUUGCUUCCAUUACUUAAUUCCUCCUAAGGAAAUUGAAGAGAGGGAUUGGAUGGAAGCCCAAAUUUAUAUAAAGAUUCCAUUUAAGUUGUAUUAAAAAUAGUCAUACAAAAAAAAAAAAAAAAAAAAAAAAAGCCUUUCACUUGAUGUUGGGUAGACCAUAAAGUGCAUGUGUUCUGUUGCCCUUGGAACUGCUCAGUUCCCAGACAGCUUUGCAGUUAGUGGAGGAGGUGGCUUAAAUGCAACACUUGGGCAUUCGUACUGCACACACAGGGAGUCUCUGGGCUCCUGCCUUUUGGAGCAGGUGGCUUUUAAGGAACUCUGGCAGGGUAUGUGGGCUCCAAAGUAGAUGUUUCCAUCACUUGUUCCACUGUGUUGACACUGUUUUCCUUACCUAUUUCCCCUAAUUCCCAGCUUUCUCCUCUGCUAUGCAGUUUCUUCACAGAGCAGCUUGCAGUCCGUUGCUGAAAAUUAUUAUAAAGCUCUGCAUAGUGUUAAGCUUUAUUGUGAUUAAGUGUAUGUUUUUUUUUUUUUUUUUUUUUAAUGUAAGCAGACCCACACCUUUCCAGGGUCAAAGUACAGGAUAGAAUACAAACUUAUUUUUAUCCAUGUCUUUUACUCUGUGUAAAGAUUUUAAAAGUCAAAUCCAAAGGCAGGCCAACACCGAAUUGAGUGUAAUUUGAACACAGGCUAAAAGUAUUUAUGGGAGGAGUGAUAUAUAGCAUGAGUUACCUGAUUUUUGUGGAAUAUUUUAAGUUUUCAUUUUCAAUUCAUGUAACGGUUGUCUUACAUUACAUAAUAAAACAGCCCUGUUCAAUUUUUUUUUUUUUAAUGUGGCUUGAAGAAUUUUUUUCAAAAGUGAAUUUAGGUGUUUUUUUUUUCCAUGUGGAAUGCAGAUGGGUGCUAUCAGAGCCUCUCCCCCAUCACUAUGGUACAAUAAUAUCACCAUUACACCACACUGAAAUGUAUUCAGAAAGAUGUUUCAGCUUUAUUCUUCAGAGGUGUUUCAGUCAUACUGAUGAUACUGUUCUUUGCACUGAAUAUAUAAACACUAUAUAAACACUCCACAGUGUUUAUAUUAGGGAGAUGUUGGGGAGGAACUAUAUUUGUAAAAGAGGAAGGUUGUAUCCAUUUACUUUAUCCCCCACUCCCCAUAUACACAGUGAUUCACUUAAAUUCUUUUGAGGGUGGGAUGCAUUUUUCUUCCUGUUGAGUGCUUUACCUUCUUAUCUGUUGUUCUUUGGUCACGGUGACCUUAGCUAUGUAGCAGACUUUCCCAAAUGUAUUGAGUUCAAAUAAACAGUUACUUAGCAAGACCUGAAAAUAUGUCUGCAGAUUUCUCCUUGCAGUAAAUGUGUGGGGAUCAUUGGAUUUCCAGAAAUCUGCCACCUUCAUUCUCUAUUGACAUUGUAUUUCAUGCCUACUUCCUUCUUCCCACUGAGCUAAAAAAUGACAGGUUUAAAUCGUUAGUGUUGAUUGCCAUUACAGGAUUAUUCAGCAAAAUUUCUUCAAAAUUCCUUUUGUCUCCCCCCCGCCCCCCUUCAGUUUUUGAAGGUGCAGCUUCCUGGUUGAAUGUCUGGCACAUUAAUGAAUGGCCAACAGUUUUCAGCUCUUAAAAAGGCACUUAUAUUUGGAUUUUCUGGUUACCUGUCCCAUUGUUGUAAACUGCCCACUCUAUCAGAUGUAUUCCUCCAUUUUUCUUAUCCACAAAGUACUCUUCACCUUUUUCAAACUGUCAUGUUACUAAAUGGUGUUACAUUAAAGUCCCUGUGUUAAGUGUC
Molecule: messenger RNA, 4243 nt
Organism: Marmota flaviventris (yellow-bellied marmot)
Lineage: Eukaryota; Metazoa; Chordata; Mammalia; Rodentia; Sciuridae
Source: RefSeq, a predicted model, not a curated record